Aspergillus ruber CBS 135680 is the source of this 2355-nucleotide messenger RNA. RefSeq lists its product as uncharacterized. The record is from RefSeq and is a predicted model, not a curated record. The annotation marks the transcript as partial. The transcript has a single exon. NCBI's taxonomy places the organism in Eukaryota, Fungi, Ascomycota, Eurotiomycetes, Eurotiales, Aspergillaceae.
AUGAGCGAUAUACGACCGACCGCGAAAUGGGCAAAUCGCAUGCUCCGCCCCUUGACAUCCAUCUACCGCCGAUUAGAAAAACACCAGGAAAACCUCCACACCGUCCCUAACUCGAGGAUCCUCAAGGAACGGACCGACUGCCUUCCUGCUAACACUGGCAAUGACUCUGGCUCUAGCUCGCGCGGGUCAUCGAAAGCCCCUACUACGACGGCAACGGAUGCGGAACGAGAUUCGGGCUCAGACGGCGAAGCGGACGAUCCUGCCUGGGUCCCGGGAAAACCUGAAGGGCGGAAAAUUCGACAUAAUUACUCGAGUCGAGGGAAGCGCAGUGCUAGUCGGGGUGGGAGGAGACGGAGUCGAAUGUCGAUUCGCAGCCCUGAGGUGCAGAGGACGUUACCUGGGGCGAUUGAGAUCGCGACACCAUUGCUCGCUGGGAAACAAGCGAGGGGAGGGUUAUUAGGCGAGACGUCUGCGCGCAGGCGAUUGUUUCGGGAUGUUUCGUCGAUGACGGAGGAUUUGGUUGUUGAGGAUGCGCGUAAGGCGACACGGCCUUAUAGCGUCGCUGCUAGCUAUGGGUAUAGCGGGUCAUGGAGGGAGGCACUGGAUCGAUCUGGUGAUCCGGGGCUUGCUGAGAUUGCGCGUCUUUUGGAUCGGUUAUUUUUGACUUUCUUGCAUAAUACCAGGAUACAUGCUACUGCAUCUUUAUCGAAGCAAAAGAGUCAUGGGGCUCGGCCGUUGCUAUCAAUGACUGUGCGGCGGUUACCGGAAUUCAUCGCAGAGGAGCAAAUGGCUCAGGAUGAAGCGGAAGAAGACGGUGACGCGGAUAUGUGUGAUGCAUACUUUACGGAACUCGAAGCUCACUAUGCACCUAGUGGGAAUAGCUGGAAACCGCUCCGUGAAGCCGUACGCGCACAAGGAAUCUAUCUGGUCUCGGAGAUGCUACAGAAGGAUUGUAUCACCAAGCAUAUCGUUUGCCGAUUGUUGGAGGAGUGCAUGAACAAUCAGGAACAUGACGCUUUUGAAUCAUUAUUGUCCAAAUUUCUAUGUACUAUGGAUGAGACGUAUGACUGUCCGACAGGAUUUGAUUCUGUCAUCUCAUCCAGUUCUCGCGAAGACCCAGUUCAGUUACUGGCUACCUACUGUUCACGAUUUCCCGGACGUCGGUCUUUUGUUCAUGAGGAGCUGGCAAAGCUUCUUACCCGCAAAGCCGUGCCAGCCGAAUGGAUGGUGACUGGGCAGUGGAAGAAGUAUGUGGAUGCCGCGAUUCGGUCAAUAUCUACGGAGGCAGAUGAUUCGGUGGCUGCGGCUCAUCUGCUCAACGCCGUGGUUCUUUCAGCCAGCGGUGUUUUCCCAGGUAUGCAUAAGACGAGUGUGGGAUGCGAGGAUCAGCUCUGUCCGGUUCCAGUCAAGGACGCCCUCAGCAACCUCACGGUGAGUCUGAUCACCGCGCUGUGCGGGAUGUACCUGGCGCGGUCCCGUUCUUCCACGGCCGGGGCUGAGCCGGAAGGCGUUGGUAUGAGGGUGAGAGCCAUCGUGGGAUCCCUCGCAGUCACGGUACAACAAGAGAUAGAAAUCCGGUCUUCGCCUGAAGUCGAGUUCUCGGCAUUCCAUUCUCUGCGCCGAGGCUGCAUCUUGCUUGGCGAGCGCUUACUUCAGUGUGAUGAGACCUCAUAUGACACCUUCACACCCAGUAGCCAAGAACCCCGCAACAUGGACGCAUUCUAUGUCUCACUCUCAUCACAGUCAGAAGUGACCAAAGAGUUGGCAGUCUUGACUCGACAGGUCUUUCGCUGUUGCGAGCGCGUGCACGGAAGUGAUGACCAGCCAGGUACAUCUCCAAUGGUACGUGCCAAGAUCGAGCAGCUGGCUGAGUUUAGCGAAGAGCAUGGACUCUCCACGUUCCUCGGCAAGGUAGCUGUGGAGACUGCGAUGCAGCUUGCUGAGGCGACGGUGUAUCCGGAUGAUCAUGUAUGGGCAGCGGAGAUUCAGGAACGGGUUGUCACCAGACAGCAGGAGCUAUCGCACAGGACAAGGAUCUAUCAUUCAGAAUCAGAAGACGACGAUGACGGGCCUGGGCUGUAUCGCUGGGAAGAGAGUAUUGAGGAAUGGGUUGCGAGAACACCCAAAUCCAAGAGCAAAUCAGUUGAUUUCGCGCAGAUUUCUCCAGUGGAGACUGAUCUGGACAGCCAACCCUCUUCCCCUGCAUUGUCUGCCAGCGUAUCUGCAUCCUCGCAGUCCGAUGAGGGUCCUGCAUCCAGCGUGACAUCCGCAUACUCGCUACCAGUCAAGAGGGCAAUCCCCGGCCGAGGGGAGCCGUCGCGAUCACCGAAAAGACUCCGAUCAACAGCCUGGAGG